Molecule: messenger RNA, 4477 nt
Organism: Xenopus laevis (African clawed frog)
Lineage: Eukaryota; Metazoa; Chordata; Amphibia; Anura; Pipidae
Gene: ror2.S
Product: receptor tyrosine kinase like orphan receptor 2 S homeolog
Exons: 9
Coding region: 453-3245 (930 amino acids)
Biological process (GO): cell surface receptor protein tyrosine kinase signaling pathway
Cellular component (GO): plasma membrane; signaling receptor complex
Molecular function (GO): ATP binding; kinase activity; transferase activity
Source: RefSeq, a predicted model, not a curated record
CACACAAGGGGGCAGGACUGCCACACUAAGAAAGGGCUGCAGUAAACUUUUUUUUUUUUUUUUUUAACUUGCAGCUGAGUUUUUUUUCUGCCCAUCAGCAGCACAUACCUAGCGCCUGUGAGGAAAGAUGGCUACACUGGCCACAUAAACCGGACUGUAAGAGAAGGCAGCAUUAGCAGAACGCUAAGAGCAGCGCUGACUUUGGAGUGUCACCAUAAAGCUUCAGUGGAAAGGUAUCAGCUCGGGCAGCAGCAGCAGCAGCGCGACAAACAGCUCAUUGUACUGGACUUGGAGAAGAAGCAGCAGCAGCAGCAGGCGGUGGGUCGGGGGCUGCCAGGCAGCCCCUCUGUGCUUGGUUAGUGUUGCCCCUUUACCUCGCCUGACUUGCACUGUUCUCUGGGGACUUGGGAUACUUUACACCGUUACAUAUUCUCUGAAGCAAAUCUCUGGGGAUGUCCAGGACCAGGAGCCAGAAUGGGGGGAUUGGAUGUGUCCUGCUCGGGCUUCUCGUGGCUGCCGUAUUGCUGCCUGUGCAAGCUUCAGGUGAAAUGGAAUUAGCAGACUUGAAUGACCCACUAGGACAAAUGGAUAACCACGACAGGCUUGGAGCAACUCCUAGAGGAUACUUCUUGACGUUUCUAGAACCCGUGAACAAUAUGACAAUUGUACAAGGUCAGGCAGCAACACUCCACUGUAAAGUGUCAGGGAAUCCACUCCCCAAUGUAAAGUGGUUGAAGAAUGAUGCACCUGUGGUUCAGGAGCCCAAGAGAAUUACCAUCAGGAAAACAGACUAUGGCUCACGGUUACGGAUACAAGAUCUGGACACCACAGACACUGGCUAUUAUCAGUGCGUCGCCACAAAUGGAAUAAAGACCAUUACUGCCACUGGAGUCCUCUUUGUCAGGCUUGGACCAACAAACAGCCCUAACCCAAACAUCCAGGAUGACUACCAUAAAGAUGGCUUUUGUCAGCCCUAUAGGGGAAUUGCCUGUGCGAGAUUCAUUGGCAACAGGACCAUAUAUGUGGACUCACUUCAGAUGCAAGGGGAAAUCGAAAACCGAAUUACAGCUGCCUUUACAAUGAUUGGCACCUCUACCCAUCUCUCAGACCAGUGUUCUCAGUUUGCCAUCCCAUCAUUUUGCCAUUUUGUGUUCCCUCUCUGCGAUGAACACACUUCUAAGCCAAGAGAGCUGUGCAGGGAUGAGUGUGAGGUGCUGGAAAAUGACCUGUGCAGGCAGGAAUACAACAUUGCCCGCUCCAACCCCCUCAUUCUCAUGCAGCUUCACUUACCAAACUGCGAGGAACUGCCACUGCCCGAAAGUCCAGAAGCUUCCAACUGCAUGAGGAUUGGGGUCCCAGUGGAGAAACUUAACAGAUAUCAGCAGUGUUACAAUGGGACUGGAACUGAUUACAGAGGAUCUGUCAGCGUCACCAAGUCUGGCCACCAGUGCCAGCCAUGGAAUAAUCAGGUUCCCCAUAGUCACUCACUAUCUAGUGCGGCUCACCCUGAAAUUGGUGGAGGCCACUCUUACUGCAGAAAUCCAGGAGGCCAGAUGGAGGGUCCUUGGUGUUUCACACUGAAUAAAAAUGUCCGCAUGGAGCUAUGCGAUAUUCCUGCUUGCCGUACACAUGACAACACAAAGAUGGAGAUUCUGUAUAUCUUGGUCCCCAGCAUUGCAAUCCCACUGGUCAUUGCCUGCUUAUUCUUCCUAGUCUGCAUGUGCCGAAAUAAACAGAAGGCUUCAGCCUCCACACCGCAGCGCCGCCAACUCAUGGCCUCUCCAAGUCAGGACAUGGAAAUGCCCCUUAUGAAUCAGCACAAACAACAGACAAAAGUAAAAGAGAUAAACCUGUCAACUGUAAGGUUCAUGGAAGAACUUGGUGAAGAUCGUUUUGGAAAAGUGUACAAGGGACAUCUCUUUGGUACAACUCCAGGGGAACAGACUCAAACUGUUGCCAUCAAAACACUUAAAGACAAAGUAGAAGUUGCUCUUCGUGAAGAAUUCAAGCAUGAGGCCAUGAUGCGAUCCAGACUUCAGCACCCAAAUAUUGUAUGUCUUAUAGGGACGGUGACCAAGGAGCAGCCCAUGAGCAUGAUAUUUAGUUAUUCUCCACUUAGUGAUCUGCACGAGUUCUUGGUCAUGAGAUCGCCACACUCAGAUGUAGGCAGUACAGAUGAUGAUAAGACGGUUAAAUCCACUCUAGAACCUGCUGAUUUUCUUCAUAUUGUGACCCAGAUAGCAGCAGGAAUGGAAUUUCUUUCAAGCCACUAUGUUGUUCACAAAGAUUUGGCUGCCAGAAAUGUCUUGGUGUUCGAUAAACUCAGCAUUAAAAUUUCAGAUCUCGGCCUGUUCCGGGAAGUAUAUUCUGCGGAUUACUAUAAACUGAUGGGAAACUCCAUGCUUCCUAUUAGAUGGAUGUCUCCGGAAGCGAUCACUUAUGGCAAGUUUUCUGUUGAUUCAGAUAUUUGGUCCUAUGGGGUAGUUUUAUGGGAAAUUUUCAGCUACGGCCUGCAACCGUAUUGUGGGUAUUCCAACCAGGAUGUUAUUGAAAUGAUACGAAAUCGCCAGCUUCUGCUCUGCCCUGAUGACUGUCCUGCAUGGAUAUACACUCUAAUGCUGGAGUGCUGGAGUGAAUUUCCUGCUAGAAGACCACGAUUUAAGGACAUACACACACGACUAAGAACCUGGGAAAAUAUGUCCAACUAUAACAACUCUGCACAAACAUCUGGGGCAAGUAAUACUACACAGACAAGUUCUCUGAGUACGAGCCCAGUCAGCAAUGUAAGCAAUGCUAGGUAUGUUGGGCCAAAGCCAAAAACCCAGCCAUUCCAACAGCCACAGUUUUUGCCAAUGAAAGGACAAAUUAGACCUAUGGUUCCUCAACCUCAGCUCUACAUUCCAGUCAAUGGGUAUCAACAGAUGGCUGCUUAUUUUUACCCAGUCCAGAUACCAAUGCAAAUGGCUCCACAACAAAUGCCACCUCAGAUCAUGCCCAAACCCGGAUCCCAACACAGUGGAAGUGGUUCCACUAGUACAGGAUAUGUCACAACAGCGCCCUCAAAUAAUUCCACGGCUGACAGGGUUGCUCUUCUUGCAGAUGGGGCAGAUGAAGUACAGUUAUUGGCAGAAGAUAUGUCUCCAAAUCCUGUUCAGGAAGAAGAAGGAUCUGUUCCAGAAAAAGAAUUGCUGGGAGACAAUGACACAUCUCAAUUAGAUGAAACAGAUAUUCACUCAGAAGCUUAACGUGUUUAGCUGAAAAAGAAGACUUAUAAGACUAGUACAGUUCAUUUUAGCAUGAAUUUGGACAAACAUCUUCACACAGUGCCUAUAAUACAAUUGGAAUCUGAAGUUUGAGCCAUAAACAAUAAAGAUGUUUCAUGUAUGUGUUGACAGCAGCUUUUGUACAGAUUUUAUAACUCUUGGACUCAGAAUGUUCGCUACCAUAAAAGAUUUAUGUACAGUUGCUGUGCAACAUAUGGCUGAUUUGCAGUGCACAUCAUGUGCCGCAAAGACUGUGAUUGUAAAUUGAGAUGAAUGUGCCCAUGUAUUGUUAGGCAUAACAAGUAUUUGGCAUACAGCAAUGCUCUGAGAGUGCCUGGACCCCCACAAACAGAGCUCGCUGAACUAAAGCACACUAAAUUGUGAGUGUCUAGCUGCAUGGAGAACAACAUGGGAAAACUGAAAUGCACCACCAUACAAACACUGUUUGUUUUUAUCUGAGAACUGGGGAGUAACCCCCUUCUCUAUUGCUGGUAAUUUUUACAGGGUACAGUUCUUAUAUCUGUGAACCAUGUGUGCCAAACUCAUGAGCUUCCAGAUGUUGCUGGCUUAACCACGAUCAUUAAACAGCCAGUCACUGGACAGCCUUGCGAUUGGCAUCCUUGCAACAGAUCCUGGUAAUCUGAAGCCAAAAGUAUGGUCUACUGUGCACUAACCAACCAAACAUUAAUGGAGGUUUGUUGCUUUUUGUUGUAGAGACUGCAAGUUUAUUAUAUUGUUUUUUAAAUAGUUUAGUUUUAAACUAGACUUUAUAUUUUACACAAAGAGAAAGCUGAUUGCUUGGGAUUGUAUUUGGAACCCACAACAACCAAAUUUUGCCCAUUCAUAAAAAUGUAUUCCUAAAAUGUCUGCCUUUCUGCCAACUCCAGUGUUUCUUAAUAAACAAUAUGUUGUUCUGGUUGUUUAUUAAAAAAAAUAAAAUGUGUACAGACUUUUAAUGUAAUUUAUGUUUUUAUUACUUUUUAUAAACAUUUUUAAUGGAAGUAAACCCAUAAAGGAAAAACAUGGCUAAUUUAUCUGUUUAAAGUUACUUGUGUAAUUUCUGGUUUUAUGUAAUAGAUACGAUCUAAUCUAUUCAAUUACUAAAUCUUGAUUGUUUUCAAUCCACGAACAACCCAUUGCGCCUCACAGUUGUCUUUUUGUAAAUCCGGAUACUGAGAGUAUCAAAUAAAGGUGACAUAUAAAAUUGGCUAAAA